UUCUUUCCAUGUUUAUGUCUGAAUUCUAGGAUUUAUCUGACAAACAUCUUCAACCUUCAAGAUCAUCAUCAUCUAGUGUAUAUUUAGAACCAGGUUUUCCAACUCUCUUUUAGUAGUUGCUCAACUAGUCGAGAAAACUCUGUUCAAGUUGUUUAAUAACCCUUUACAUGUUCUCUUUCUUUACAACUUUCCACUGAUUUUAAGCUUGUUAUUCAAAUGAAAUCAGUGUUUUGAUGGCUCAUAUAUGCAAAAGGGUAGUUGGAAAUUGGAUAAGUAGCCUCAUUGCAUGACCAUUGAUGAACUAAACAACUAUCUCCAACUUUGCUUGUGUUAUAGUUUCUUUAUUCUUGAGACCUUUUUGCAAGUUGUCGAACAUAGUUUCAAGUGUUAACAUCAGGUAGAAUGGAUUCAUUCAAUCAGAGUCAUCAAGGUACAAGUUUUAGGUACAAUCCAAAUUCCAGCACAAUGAAUCAUGCAGAUGAUGAUGCUGAGUUCUCAGGGAUUCUUGAUAUCUAUGUUCAUCAUGCUAAGAAUAUUCAUAACAUUUGCAUCUAUGAUAAUCAGGAUGUGUAUGCUAAGUUCUCUCUUACAUACAAUCCUGAUGAGACUCUCUCCACCAGAAUCAUCAAUGGAGGUGGAAAAAAUCCAAUAUUUAACGAAAACUUGAGGAUGAAGAUAACCCAGAUGGAUGCUGUUCUAAAGUGUGAGAUUUGGAUGUUUAGCAGGUCAAGAAAUCACUUGGAAGACCAGCUUUUGGGAUUUGCUUUGGUCCAAACUUCACAAGUUGUUGGCAAAGGAAAGCUGACUGAAGAUUAUAGCCUUUCCUCCACUGAUCUCUUCCAUUCUCCUGCUGGAACUGUCCAAUUAACUCUUUCUUUGGACACAUCUUUUCCAAUUAGUUCCACUGUGAGUCCUAUAUCCACAUCAACUACUAUUAACUCAUCUAUAUCUUCAGAAGUUGUUUUGCUUGAUCCAAAAAAUUCACAAGUUAUGUUAGAUCCAGUUGAGUAUUCUAGAGUUGAAUUUCCUGAUAUUAAUGUGAUGAAGGAGAACCAGAAAAUGGUUUCUGAGUACUUCAAUUUGGAGUCUUAUGGUUCUUCUGCUUUAAGGCCUAAUUCAGUAGCAUUGCUACCAUUUCUUCACCUUGGUGUUUCUCCUCAUGGUGAUGAUUGUGAAAUGACUAUGACUUCACCAGAUGAGAAUCAUGAGUCCACUUCUCCAAAUGAGAGCAUUCAUAAUUCUGUGUUUCCAAGCUCUACCACUACAACCUUAAGUGAUGAUAGAAACUCAUCUGAUUCGGUUGAGAAAAAGGGUAACUUGGGUGGUGACUCAUCGAAUUCUUUCAAUGUUUCAAUCACAGUUGAAAGCAAUCAGAACAAUGGUGCUUCUCCAGAUACCCCUACUUCCAAGAAAGAAAGUGAACCCAGAGAUGAGAAGGAGUCAAAUUUCUCAUCAAGCAAGGAAAAGAAGAUCAAUAGUGAGAUAGAAGCUGCAAAAGUUAGUCAAGUUUUUUCUGCUCCACUAGGGAACAUGAAUAUGGAGGCUGAACAAUCAGCUAUGCAGCAGCAAAUAGUUGACAUGUAUAUGAGAAGCAUGCAACAAUUCACCGAGUCUUUGGCAAAAAUGAAGCUCCCAAUGGACCUUGACAAACCUGAGAGUGAAGGUCAUGGUGAUGUGAUUCAAAAUAAUAACAAUAGCAAGUUGGAAAUUGAUAACAAGAAAAAGGAUGGAUCACGUGUGUUUUAUGGUAGCCGUGCAUUCUUCUAGUUACCUCUUGAUGCAUCAGCACAUGACAAUAGUUUUGAUGUAUGAAGACAUGAUGAGAGUUUAGUUUAUUGUAACAUGUGGUAACUCAGUUUAUUUGGUGAUGUUUAUGAUAGAUUUUAGUUAAUCAUGUGUUGUUUAACCUCCCCUUUUGUUGAUGGAAACAAUCGUCCAUUUUAAUGCACCAUU
Abrus precatorius (Indian licorice) is the source of this 1953-nucleotide messenger RNA. RefSeq lists its product as uncharacterized. The transcript has a single exon. Lineage: Eukaryota; Viridiplantae; Streptophyta; Magnoliopsida; Fabales; Fabaceae. Bases 403 to 1767 code for a protein of 454 amino acids. The record is from RefSeq and is a predicted model, not a curated record.